CACGAAAUCAAACAACUCUUUUUAGGGCUAUAAAUAUUCAUAAAACCCUUAAAACCCUCUCUGUCUUCCCCGCCACUCUUCCAUUUUUUUAGUCUUCUACCCUACUUUCCCUCUGCUUCAUUCCAUUUUUCUUCCAAUGGAGUUUUGGGGUGCUGAGGUUAAGGUUGGGGAGUCUGUUAAGGUUGACCCAACUGAAUUUGAGGCAUGCAUCCACCUUUCUCAGGCUGCUCUUGGUGAGGCAAAGAAAGACAAAACAAAUGAGCCUGUUGUUGUGUACUUGAAGGUCGGUGAGCAGAAGUUUGUCCUGGGGACCCUGUCCAGGGAGAAAAUCCCUCAAAUAUCCCUAGAAUUGGUUCUGGAGAAGGAGUUUGAACUAUCCCACAGUUCAAAGAGUGCCAGCGUACAUUUCUGUGGAUACAAGGCAUAUUACUCUGGCGAUGAUAGCGAAGACGAUGAGUUUACUGAUAGUGAUGAGGAUAUUCCAUUGCUUAACGCAGAGAAUGGAAAACCUGAAAAGAAAGUUGAAGAAUUGAAGGCACUUGCAUCUAAAAAGCCUGAUGCUAAGACUGGUGCUGUAGCAAAAAAAGUCAAGGUUGUUGAGCCAGAGAAAGACAAUGAGGAUUCUGAUGAUGAUUCUGAUGAAGAUGAUGCUUUGGGAAUUUCUGAUGAAGAGAUGGAGGAUGCUGACAGUGAUGACAGCGAUGAGGAGGAUGACAGUGAUGAAGAUGACGAUGAAGAGACCCCUCCUAAAAAAGCCGAUUUGGGAAAGAAGAGACCAAACGAAUCUGCAUCAAAAACUCCUGUCUCCUCCAAGAAAGCUAAAAAUGCUACUCCUGAAAAGAAGGAUGGCAAGAAAAACAUAAAAGCAGAAACUCCUCAAUCCGUGAAGAAAGGUGGAAAGACUCCCAGCAGUGAAGCCAAGGACAAGAGUCCCAAGUCCGGUGGACUUAUUUGCAAGAGUUGCAGCAAGACUUUCAAUACCGAAAGUGGUCUGCAACAACAUAGCAAGGCCAAGCACGGCGGUCAGUGAUAUUUUGCAGUUGGAUAGCUUAUUCAUGAUUAUUUUUUUCUAUGUAAGAGUAUUUUAAGGACGGUAGGUUAUGUCCUUGUUUUUGGCCUAGUAAACCCUGGAAGUGUCAUGGUGAAUGCAUUUGUCGGAAGUUUUGUUUGAUAUUUUUGUCGGAACUUCUAUUAAUGUUUAAAGUAUUUUUCUUUGAUA
Molecule: messenger RNA, 1219 nt
Organism: Vigna umbellata (rice bean)
Lineage: Eukaryota; Viridiplantae; Streptophyta; Magnoliopsida; Fabales; Fabaceae
Product: histone deacetylase HDT1-like
Source: RefSeq, a predicted model, not a curated record